Trichobilharzia szidati is the source of this 2840-nucleotide messenger RNA. NCBI's taxonomy places the organism in Eukaryota, Metazoa, Platyhelminthes, Trematoda, Strigeidida, Schistosomatidae. The record is from the annotation of a GenBank genome assembly.
AUGUUGCGUGGAUCAUCCUUGUCUGAUUCAUGCACAUGUCCAAAUUCUCCAGUUGAUGGUGUUUGCUUUCCAGGUAUCACACCGACAACAACAACUGACACCUCGAAAUCAGCUUCCAGUACAAGUCCUGUUGUGCCUAAAGGAUCUGAUACUUUUACACUGAUACUGCCAGCUGGUGAGACAAGUUCACAGAAAGGAAUAUCUUCAAGUUAUUUUGAGAAACAAGCACGUUCUGCAACAGCUUUCUGUUCACCUGCAUAUAACAAUAUUACAGCAUGUCAAUUACUCGCUAAUCUGUGUACUCUACAACUCAAUACCUUAUAUGGAGCUGCUACUGAUUCAAGUAGUACGUGUUAUGAAUUUCAAAAGUUAACUACACAACGAACUUCAAUUAGUAGUGAUUUUACUAGCUGGAUGAAUAAAAUGCCAUGGCUAUAUUAUAGCCCAGCAAAAGGAUCAACAGUUCUCAAAGAUACCUCAUUAACAGCCAUAUAUAAGCCUAAUUCUGAACUGAAAGUUUAUUUAGCUGCAUUUAAAGUAAACGGGGAGUUUUUAGGCUUUCAAGAUGCAACACAAGGUGGACAAUUGCAGUUGUGUAAAGAUACAUCAGCUCGAAUGAAAGCUGCCUAUCAGUUUGCUACUGCAUAUCAACAAACCUGUGAAUUGAAUGUUGAUGAUUUAUUCAGCAAUGAGAAAUAUCCGCUAAUAUUUUAUGAUCCAUACAUUUACUUUUAUGAUAAUACAACGCAAGCGGGCAAACUUGUCCCUAUCCCAAUACGUAAUACAGCUGUAAUUGAUAAGAAUGCAAAUUUUCCAAAUCAAAUUACAACAACAGAUCAGAAUAGUUUAAAUGAAGCCCUGGCACUGGGGAAUACAGCGUCAGCUGUGUCGAUUGAAGCUGCAAUACAAGAUAAAUGGGAGUUGACACGUCGUUUGUUUAUGGUGGAUAAUUUUGCUGGCGUGACAUCUUCAUCAACGACAAUGCCUCAAUUAGUUCGUUAUGCAUCAAAUAUUGAAAUAAAAGUAACAACACAAGAUUCUUCUACAGAUGGACAAAUAUUUCCACCAAUUAUCAAAAUUGAUUAUUCAAAUUUAUACCUAAGUGAUGAUUAUGGUAAAGGGAAACAGGUUCCGAUAACCUUCUCAGUUACCUAUGCAAGUUCUAUAGCUAAACAAGCCGCUUUUGAUCAAGCUUUACGUAUUGCAAUGGGUGUAAUGUCCACGCUGGCUGCAUGUUAUGCCAUGAUACGUACAUGGAUAUGGUCACGUCGAGCUGGUGUAUUACGUUUAGAUGCUAUGCUGAUUAUCAAGUUAUUAUUAUAUGCUGCUGGAAAUAUUGCCAAUGCUUUCCUUAUCGUUAUCUACUUUGUUUCAAUUUAUUUUCUAAUAUUUUAUAAGGUACAAAGUGUAUAUGUUAUCAAUUUACCAAAUUCUGAUGAUUUUAUUUUAAAUUAUAUUGCCGCAGCAUUUGCAUUGAAAUGUGUCGAUUUAAUACAUUUGAUAGCUGUUCAAUGUACAAUGGAUAUCUUUUUAAUUGAUUGGGAACCACAAAAAUAUCAUCCUAAAAGUAGUACAGCCAAUAUUAACAAUAAUGCAGCAUCAACUACCGAUAUGAUGACGACUUCUAGAAGUCAAUCGUUGAGACGAUUCAAUGUGGCGAAUGAUGGCAUUGAUGAAUUAGAGGUACGUUAUAAACGUGAGCUGAAAUCCCCACUACCAUCGCAUCAUAUAGAAGACACGGGGAUAUCUGUAUGGCGAACGAUCUACGUGGCCAAUGAAUGGAAUGAAAUACAAACACAUCGUAAAACGAAUUAUUUAAUCACUUUAACAAUUGUGUUGAUUCUAAUGCAGGUUGUUGGAUUAGAGAAUUUAGCUUCAAAAGAUGCCAAAUCGUAUGUUGUCAUUAAUCCGUAUGAAUAUCAAAGUCCACAAAGUCGAAUAUUCCGUGUAGCUCUUAUACUUUCAAUAUUUGCAGUAUCCGGUAUCCUUCAAUGGCUUUUAAAUAUUACAAUAUGGGAGAAAUGUUUCUCUGAUAAACUACGCAGUUUCGCUGAUUUAUGCAGUGUAGCCAAUGUCUCCGUGUUUCUAUUCGCUCAAGCUAAUUUCGGCUAUUACAUCCACGGUCAUUCGCCGACUGGUUGCUCAGAUGUCGAUAUAGGCGGGAUAACACAAAUCCUGUCAGUUGAAAGUGAAGGGAUAGCACCAAAACGUGGCAUCACCCCGGAUUCUGAUGAUCAUACCUAUCGAAUGGCUUUACCCUCCGGGCUGAGGGAAACAUUCGAUCGAUUGUAUUCGCCUCUGCUGAAUUUAACAGUGAAUAUUGAUAGAUGGGGCAAGCAGCAAAUGUCAUCGUCUCAAGUGAUUACAAAUGAAGUUUAUCAAAAUAUUAAUCGAUUUUUGAAAAGAUUCAUUUCACGAGAUGAUCCCGAUGGAUUACGUUAUAGAAUCGUCCGUCGUAAAGCAUUUGAAGAUAUUUUGGACGGGGAAUUUGAUAAUACAACAUUUGAAGGAUUAUUUUAUAUCGAUGAUGGAAAUUCAUUUGGUGAUGUCCUGUACUAUGGCAAUGAAUGGCUCCUGUUUACAUUCGAUGCAAUUCUAUUCUGUCUAGUUGAUUUACUAAGUCAAAAUUUAAUAUUAUCUGCAUUUUUUGUUAUACUCGUUAGCAAUAUAUUUAAAUUAUUACGAAAUGAUCUUGGACGUCGUAAUACUGCAAGAAAAACGUUGAUUGAUGAACGUUUCUUAAUUUGAAAUAUAUACACAAAUAUUUGUACUUUGAUUUUAACAUAUCAACUCGGUGUAAAUUGAACAUGUAAUGAAAGUUUCUUAUUAUGAAAUAAAAU